CAACAAAAAUAUAUAAAGUAAAUACAUAAAUCAGAAAUAUUUUCUAAUACUAAAAGAUUGAGCGUGAGAGCGGUCGAGAAAGUCGAAACAAGGUCAACGCUCAAACAUGUUGCAACUGCGCUUUGUAUAAAGGAGCGAGCAGGAGAGCGUGCGUGUUGAGCUUGAAGAAACGUGCCCAUUGUGUGCGUGUGUGCGUGUGUGCGUGCGUGAGCGUGCGUGCGUGCGAGCGAGCGAGACAAAGUGCAUUUGUUUCAGCAUACGAUGUCAUCGAUCUCGGCGCAAGGCGUGGUCGAGAGAGCGUCCGCGGAACUAUCGAAACGCAUCAACGGCCUGGGAUUACGCUCAAAACAUCACCAUGGCAGCAGCGACAGUGCCUCCUCCAAUUCGACGUCCAGUGCCACCUCGUCCAGCGGCAAGACCUCAGUAAUGGAGCGCGUUACAAAUGCGCUCUGCGGCGGCGGCAACUCCAACUCCAACUCCAGUUCCAGCUCCAACUCAAACUCUAACCCCAAUUCCAAUAGCAACAGCUCAACCUCCGGCGUAGCCGGCACAGUGAUCAAUCCGCAAACGCCCGACAAGCCGUCGCGAGGUAACCAGAGUUCUACGCCCAGCGCCACGCUCAUCUCCUUGUCCGGAGCGCAACCGCAGGCGCAGCAGUUGGCGUCUGUCAACGUCAAUCCCACAACCCACAAUCCCGCGCAUCUGAUGCAGCAGCAGCAGCAGCAACAGCAGCAACAGCAGCAGCUGCAGGCAAUGGCCGGCUCCACGUUGAUCAACUCGAAUCAUCAUAUGGUCAUGGCGGGUGGUGGUGUGUCCGCGCCGCCCGGCGGCAUGCCGCCGCUGGGUGCACCGCCAACGCCGACGGUCAAAUCGAUUGCCAAGCAAAUGAACAUCACAAUUCCGGCGCCCGGUUCGCCCACCUUCAGUACGAUGGGCAUGGUUGCGGCGCAAAAGGCCACCGCUGGCGGCGGUGGUACUCCGCUUCAGAUGCGCAAACAGCUGCCCAAUCCGCAUCUGCAUCAUCCGUACGGAGUUGUUGUUGUCGCUGCGCAGUCGGUGCCCGGCUCGGCGCAAUCCAAUCAGCUGGCCGCAGCCGUUAACCAAUCCGCGCUAAUCCUGCACAAGCACCCGCCGCACAUCCAGAGCAUCGAUGCCCUGCUGCUCGACGAUCGCUUCCUCAAUCGCUUCUUUCAGUACUUCUCGCCGUACGAGAGACGCGUGCUCGCCCAGGUGUGCAUCAAGUGGCGGGACAUACUGUACCGCAGCCCUCGCUACUGGUCCGGCCUGUUGCCGACACUGCAAUGCCGCGAACUGCGCCAGAUGCCCGCCUGUGAUCGGGGCAAGCUUUACACUUCGCUCAUUCGACGCGGCUUCCAUGCGCUCGGCCUGGUCGGCGCCUCCGAUGAGGAUGCCCUGGACGUAGUGCACUCCUUUCCGCUCGCCUCCAAACAUGUCCAUUCGCUUAGCCUGCGCUGCUCCUCGAUCAGCGAUCGUGGCCUGGAAACGCUGUUGGAUCACUUGCAGAGUCUGUUUGAACUUGAGCUGGCCGGCUGCAAUGAGGUCACCGAAGCGGGCCUCUGGGCCUGCCUGACGCCGCGAAUUGUGUCCUUGUCACUGGCGGACUGCAUCAACAUUGCGGACGAGGCGGUGGGCGCGGUUGCCCAGCUGCUGCCAUCCCUAUACGAGUUCUCGCUUCAGGCUUACCAUGUCACAGAUGCUGCCCUGGGCUACUUCUCACCAAAGCAAAGUCACAGUUUGAGCAUAUUACGCUUACAGUCAUGCUGGGAGCUAACCAAUCAUGGCAUAGUUAAUAUCGUGCACUCCUUGCCGCAUCUAACCGUGCUCAGCCUCUCCGGCUGCAGCAAACUAACCGACGAUGGCGUCGAGCUGAUUGCCGAGAAUCUGCAAAAAUUGCGCGCCCUGGACCUGUCCUGGUGUCCUCGCAUAACGGACGCCUCGCUCGAGUAUAUCGCCUGUGAUCUGAACCAACUGGAGGAAUUGACAUUGGAUAGGUGCGUCCAUAUAACGGACAUCGGAGUUGGUUACAUUUCCACAAUGCUAUCGCUGACCGCCCUCUUCUUGCGCUGGUGCUCCCAGGUGCGUGAUUUUGGGCUGCAACACCUGUGCUCCAUGCGCAAUCUGCAGGUGCUAUCGCUGGCUGGCUGCCCGCUGCUGACGUCAUCCGGCCUGUCCAGCCUCAUCCAGUUGCGUCAUCUGCAGGAGCUGGAGCUGACCAAUUGUCCUGGCGCCUCGCACGAGCUCUUCGAUUACUUGAAAGAGCAUCUGCCACGCUGCUUGAUAAUCGAAUAAUUGAUGGAUUACUUUAUUUGAAUGUGAAUGAAAUGAAACUGAUUUUCUUUAGAUUCAGUUAUUAAGAUGCUAUUUUUUUUUAGAUUGUUAUUUUUAGUCAGCAAGUUCCUUUUGUGCUAUCAAAUCUAUGAACCCUUAUGGUUUUACAAUUCUUUUGUGUUUCUUAUGAUUUUUACUGUGAUUUUAAAUGGAACUCUAAACACAUAUAUAUUUAUAUAUAUAUAUUAAGUUGGGAGCUGUUUAAGGAGCUAUACAAUAAAAGAGCCCAAAUGAUAUUUAUUUACAUACAGUACAAUACCGAGAUGUCGUCUAAUAUUAACAAUUAUUUCUAUUUAUAAUUAUUAUUGUAGUUUUUUAAAUCAAGUUUAAAUUAACCUCACUGUAAUUAACCAUAAAAGAUUGUGCAAACAAAGAAACAAUUUCUAUAGAUAUAUGUGCAUACAUAUAUGCUUGAUAUAUGUAAUUGUAAAUUAACUCUAAGCAUUGCGCCUAAAAGACAUACAAAGAAAAAAAAAAGCGUAUGCAGCAAAAUCAAAAAUAAUGCAAUUUAUUGUUCAAAGCAACAACAUUUCAAAAGAAAAGAAAAAAUACUGAAGUGAAUAUUUAUAGGCAAAAUUGCCAACCAGCUUUAUACUUAGCUCACCUUUGCAGACCCGAACACAAAAACUUUUUAUCAAUUGUACCAUACAAUAACUAUGCUAACAAUGAACCCGCAUUCCCCUACCUCCUAACCCUCUUCAAGAAAAAAA
Molecule: messenger RNA, 3059 nt
Organism: Drosophila virilis
Lineage: Eukaryota; Metazoa; Arthropoda; Insecta; Diptera; Drosophilidae
Product: F-box/LRR-repeat protein 16
Biological process (GO): SCF-dependent proteasomal ubiquitin-dependent protein catabolic process
Cellular component (GO): SCF ubiquitin ligase complex
Molecular function (GO): protein binding
Source: RefSeq, a predicted model, not a curated record